AGAGUGGACCACAAGAAAACAAUUUAUAUAUUUUGAUCUUCACAGAGCUGAGUUCUCUACGGAUCCCACAAUGAAUCGUCCCCUUUCUCUCUUCAACAUCGCUCUGAUCGCUUUCCUCUGCCUCCAUUAUCGUGUUCUCUCCGGCGAUGUUUUGGAAAACACCACUGAGCUUCACCACUCUCCUCUCGUGACUCAGUCUGAGUCAACGGUUCUAGAUCUGGAGCCAUCUCGCGAACCCAAUUCUACUCCGACAUCGAAAUCGGACCCUUCUCCGACUCAGAAACCCUCGGAGGAUCGACGCAUGCUGGAAUCUCCUGUUAUUGCCGAUCCACAGACGCCUGCUACUCCGAAGACGGUGGUGGUGGUGGCGAUUCUCACGGUGGUGGUGAGCGUCUGCGUCUCGAUUGCGUACGCAAACAGCUACUUCACUGGAAAGCGUGAGAACGAAGACCGCGCUAGGGCUUGGGCCACGCUAUUCAGUUUUCGAGGACACUCGGUUCUCGAUAAACACUUCAAUUUGCUGCCAAUUAAUGGAACAGAGAAACAUCAGUUGCUGCGGAAAGAAGCGACGAACGUGUUCAAGUUCUACGCGAGCGGGCGGAGUAAGUAUUGCCAUGGGCUGUUGGUGACCAUAGAGCUUAAGAGCAGACACGACCUGUUCUCAAGGCUAUUCAACUGGGUAAGGCCUUGUAAAAAUGAGAUUAGGUUCGAGGUAUACAUGAACGACAAAGCCAUGGAUCACAUGCUGUUUGUUGUGGCGAGGAACGAGGCGGCGAAAACGAUGCACAAGGAGCUUAGGGAUCUGCAGAGAUUCGGGGGGGGGGUGGUUCCCAUUCCCGGCGGCGGGAGGAAGUGGGUAUCGGAGGAAUUAUCUGUCAUCGCUGAGUCAGAGGAGGUUGCUGCGGAUAUGAUCACAGAUGCUGUACUUGAUAAGGUUUUUGGUGACGAGUCUUUCAAAAAUCUGGGCAAGUAUUUCAUCUCAAUGCAUUUUUCGGACCAACUUCCUUUUAAACAUAGGAAGAUGCUGCUUUUCAAGUUUGUCCUACCUGAUAAUAUGAAUGAUCUGGUUCGGUGGCUAGAGCUAAUUCCGUAUUACAUUGACUUACUUGGACACUACAAGCUCAGCCGCCAGGCACGGGACAAAACCAAACGUGCUAGAAAAUCUCAGGGUGUGAGACAAGAGAGGUUUAUUUCAGAGAAACAAAGCCGAGAGGGAAAUAUUGGAUGAAGAAAGAGGCAAAGCUUAGCGCUGAGGCUCUAAGAGCAUCUAUCUCCUUUGGAGUAUCUAGCAAAAAUGUAUUAACAUUCAAAAAAGUAGGAAAAAAGAAGAAAAGAGAAGGUAGGAGAGUUUGAAAAAUUCUCAUUUAAGAAAGGGUUCUAAACAUUUGAGAUACCAUUUACCAUAUGUGUAUUGUUCUAAUUAGUUAUAUCUUUUUUUAAUAUUUAAAUUUAAUUAUAUAUUUUAAAUUAUGUUAAAA
This is a messenger RNA of Thlaspi arvense, 1478 nucleotides long. NCBI's taxonomy places the organism in Eukaryota, Viridiplantae, Streptophyta, Magnoliopsida, Brassicales, Brassicaceae. The record is from the annotation of a GenBank genome assembly.